UAGUAUGAAAUAGGACAUUUCAUCGCUCGUUGUUCAAGAGACGUGCUUCCUUAUUUUUUUGGCUGAUAGGCUUUCGUUUCAUCCGCGGUCGCGGUCUUUGUUAUUAAUUCUUCAUCUUCAUUUACUCUUUCCCUCUCCCUUGCCUAUUAUAAUCGCCUACCAAUCCUCUACUUCAACCCACUUUGAGGCAAUCAUUUUAUCCUAUCAUGGCCGACACAAACGGUGUCACGAAAUCGGAUGAAAGUCUGAGCCGACUGCAAGAGAAGAAUGAUGAGGCACCGCCACAAUACAGUGUGAGAAACAGCCAACCGCCGUCUAGUCAACUCUUAAGUGAACCCGCCAAUGGGUUGAAUUCAGCCUUCGAGUCUCUUAAGCUUUCAUCUAAAAUCGAAGAGGUAACUCCAGACACUUGUUUGGCACAUCUCAAGUUGCUUGCCGCUUUCCAGGCUUUGAAAGAGGACAUCGGUUACACCGACGGUCUGUGGGGAUUGUACGAUAGUCGCGUUCUUUCGGAAAAUGAUAAGAAAGCCAAGGUUAUCGAGAAGAAUCUCAAGCUUGAAGAUGAGACCGGCAAGCGCUUGGCUGCACUGCGAGAGAAACGAUGGGCCCUUUUUGUUGCGAGAGCUGUCGAUCGCUAUGAGGUAUGGUGGAGCAAGCUUUCAAAGAGCCAUUUGACCGAGGCCGACAUGGAGAGGAACACUGGGAGGUAUGACGGGUUUACAACCGAGGGUACACGCCUCCCUUGGGCAGAGAAUAUCCUACCACCGUUGGACGUCUUGAUGGUGUGGCAUGCCCACAUGCUCAACCCUAGAGCCUAUCUCGAAGAUUGUAUUCUGCACUGUCUAGGCGGGCUAUGGACGGCCGGUAUGCCCUGGAAGCUCGUCAACAGAGCUAUCGAUACAAGCUUCAACUACAACGUCUCCAAGGACUGCAAAAAGGCAUGGGAGCACAUCAUAGGCCUUAAGUGGGACAACGUGGACGACCCACUUGUCAAAACCCUCAAGUGUCCAACUUGUUCUAAGAUCCACGAGAUCCCGUGGACCACGUGCGAUCUUCCUGAAGAUUAUGAUGGCCGCGAUCCCGGUCUACUCGGAGAAGGUUAUGGAGAUGGUAAUUUUACCCUUAAGUGUUCGUGCCGCAAGACUAUCACGCGGGAAUUCCUCGAAGUUGCCAAGUUUGUGAAGGAUGUCAAGGACCUUCUCUCCCAUGAUCGGCCUAUGCCUGGCACGAUACUGGAUACCAACACGGGUUUACCGAAGACAAUCCCCAGGUCCAUCACACUCAAAGACCGGUACGAGCGCACAUUUCCAAAUCGGCUGAUCAAGAAGCAUCUGCGCAGCAAGUUGCUACAAUUGAUCGAUCCCGAGACAUUGCCGACGCGGUCGAUGAACAACGUCCGUGUCCUCAUCGAAAACGCUAUCCAAGACGACAAAGUUGUCAAGGAAGUCGAGAACGUCAUCGCAUUUAAGGAUACAUUAAAGAGUUACCGACUCGGGGCAGGUGCUCGAAGACAUACAAGAAAAAUGAUGUCACGAUACUGGGGAAACUCCUCGCUCUUUGCUCUCGAGCUCGGCGGUGCGGUUAUGCGCCAGGGAAUAUUUGUAGAGAAGAUGAACAAGAUUGACUGGCUCCAUAGCCCGGCAGCCCGGGACACGAUGACACGCUUAAUCCAGAAAUACGAGCGUUUCGUGAGGCUCAUGUCGUUUCACCCGCGACAAAUCGUCGUUCCAACUCUAGACGUUGAUUUGGCUUGGCAUACGCACCAGCUCACUCCUUCCGCAUACACUCGAUGGAUGUUAGGGAAGACUCAUCAGCUAAUCGACCACGAUGACAAAAUCGACGAGGACAAGUUAUCUACCGCCUUCGAGUGGACGAGUAAAACGUACCAAGAAACCUUCGGUGAGGUUUACUCGGAAUGUACGUGUUGGUACUGCGAAUCUAUCCGGGUCUCGCACGUUUCGACUAUGGGCAGUAUACUCAAGGUGUCGAAGAACGAGAAAAUCUCCGAAUCCUUCCACGCAUCCGGGCGCGCCUCGCUCUGCCCGCCGGACAACAGCGCGCACAUAUCAGCGCACAACAGCGUGCGCUUCCAGGACGCGGACGAGCGGCGCCACGCGGUCAACCAGCGCAUGCACGCGGCGCACCAGGAGCACUUGGACAAGAACUACGAGCGCGCGCAGAAGCGCGCGAAGAGGAAGGGCCGCGAGCUGCCACCGAGGGACGAGUACUACUACAGCUACUGGGGCUACCCCUACAUGCUGUACGGCCCGUACGUCUACCCCGUCUACUUCACGCCCGCGUGCUACCCGUACGGCGACCCCGGCGCGGCGAUGGCCGGACAGGGGUGCCAGGGCGCGUGCGUGGCGGGCGCGUGCGGGCAGGGGGCCGGCGGGUGCGGGGGGAGUGGGGGGUGUGGUGGGGGUGGGGCUGGUGCUGCUUGCGGCGCAUCGGGCCCGGCUUGCGGCAGCGGACUCGGAGGCGGGUGUGGAGGUGGUGGAGGUGGUGGUUGUGGUGGUGGCGGCGGCGGAGGGUGCGGAGGUGGUGGUGGCGGCUGUUAG
Messenger RNA from Annulohypoxylon truncatum, 2558 nucleotides. RefSeq lists its product as uncharacterized. Lineage: Eukaryota; Fungi; Ascomycota; Sordariomycetes; Xylariales; Hypoxylaceae. Bases 207 to 2558 code for a protein of 783 amino acids. The record is from RefSeq and is a predicted model, not a curated record. The transcript is spliced from 6 exons.